Nannospalax galili (Upper Galilee mountains blind mole rat) is the source of this 939-nucleotide messenger RNA. Its product is annotated as olfactory receptor 9. The coding region runs from base 1 to 939 and encodes 312 amino acids. Gene Ontology annotation, biological process: G protein-coupled receptor signaling pathway. The record is from RefSeq and is a predicted model, not a curated record. Gene Ontology annotation, molecular function: G protein-coupled receptor activity; olfactory receptor activity. Gene Ontology annotation, cellular component: membrane. Lineage: Eukaryota; Metazoa; Chordata; Mammalia; Rodentia; Spalacidae. The transcript has a single exon.
AUGGGUGGCUACAACGGCACGGUAGUAACUGAAUUUGUUUUAUUGGGGUUCUCAGGUUUUGGAUCUCUCCGGGCUCAUCUGUUUUGGGGUGUGCUGUGCAUCUACUUGGUCACCUUGCUGGGCAACUCCCUGAUCAUCCUCCUCACCCUGCUGGACUCGGCCCUGCGCUCGCCUAUGUACUUCUUCCUGCGCCACUUCUCCCUGGUGGAGAUCCUCUACACCACCACCACUGUGCCCCGCAUGCUGGCCGACCUACAGUCUUCCUGCACCUCUAUUCCGCUCGCCAGCUGCUUCACCCAGCUCUACUUCUUUGCCCUCUUUGGCAUCGCGGAAUGCUGCUUGCUCACCGCCAUGGCCUAUGACCGCUACGCUGCCAUCUGCCGGCCGCUGCAUUAUGCCACCUUGAUGAACCAGAGAAUGUGUGCGGGCAUGGUGGCGGCCUCCUACCUGGCGGGCAUCAUCACGGGCACCACUCACUCCAUCUUCAUCUUCACCUUGCCUUUCCGUGGUGCCAACACCAUCCAUCACUUCCUAUGUGACAUCCUGCCGGUGCUGAGACUGGCUAGUGCCGGCACCUUCUGGGGUGAGGUGGGGAAUCUCCUCAUCACCACAGCGUUUAUCUUCACCCCCUUCUCUUUGAUCGUGAUCUCCUAUGUUCGUAUUCUUGUCACGAUCCUUGGGGUUGCCACAUCCCAGGGACGUCAAAAGGUCUUUUCUACCUGCUCCUCCCACCUGUUUGUGGUCAUACUCUUUUUUGGGACUGGGACUGUUGCCUAUAUGAGGCCUCAGGCAGGUUCCUUUGGGGACACUGACCAGAUCCUUACGAUCUUUUACACAGUUGUCACCCCCAUGUGCAACCCUUUUGUCUACACUUUGAGGAACAAGGAGGUCACCGGGGCCAUAAGGCGGCUCAUGAAAAGGUACCUUUGGAGUCCUUGA